AUGGAAAAGUAAAGGUAAGAAGCUCAUUAUAAGCAUCUGGCUGAGAGUAUUAAACGGCAGCAAAGGGGUGUCGAUGGAUAAAACAAUGCAGCAAUCAUGACAUUUAACUCUAAGUAUCCUCCACAGAACUAACAGAAUAACUCUAUCAUUUAAGAAGCGUAGUCAUCCUAAAUGGAAACAUCAUCCAGAAUGUAUACAUCUAGAAGAACCACCGUAAUGACUAGCAAGGACCCCCAAUAUACUUACUCUCAGUAAAGAGCCACAGCUAAUUUUUCAAGUUAUGACAGUCUUUCUGUUGCGAUGCAAAGUAGUCAGAGGGCUCCAGUGAAUUACAAUAACAAUAACAGUGUUUCUGCUCUGCAUAAUCAUUAGGCAUUCAACCCCCUCAAAAGCACUACUAGUGCUAAGACUUUUAUCAGCAAUACAGCACUCACACCUAUUCUUAGAUCAGCAAGGAAUAAGGGUAAUGGGGCAGAUUCAGAAGAGUUAAAGGAUUUCACGCACACUGAGUUCACUGAAACAGUAAAUGAUGAAGACUAUGAGGAUGAUGACUUGGAUAUUGAGUAAGAUUCUUAAUCAAAUGAAAGUUCAGUUGACGAAGAGAAUGAGUACAAUCAAACGCAUGUCAACCUGCUCGAGUACACUCAAAAUCUGAAUAGCAAUCAUUCGUAGUCACUUUGGGGGUAUUAUGUACUGUUUCUUGACCCUGAAAAUUUCAUAUACUACAGAAAAGAUCCAAGAAGAGACGACUACAUAGUCCUUGAACCAAUUGUUGAUGAGCAUUUCAAAGAGAAGUUUCUCCACGCGAAUAAGAUUCAUUUAUACAAAAUUAGAAAACUACUGGUGUUGGAAGGCUUUAGCUGGAAUUUCAAGGGGGAGGCUGAUAUGUAUAGAAGAAGACCAUUUCCAAGGCAAUUCCUAUAAAAUGAAGCUAGUGACUACCCAUGCUAUGUAUUUUAAUCAGAACUAAGCAAAGCGUUUAACAAUAAGGGUGAAAUUGAUACGGUCGUAGAUUUGCUAGAGUACAAGCAAUAGAUGUAUAAUGAGGGUAGAAUAUAGAACAUGGAUUAAGAUCUGGUUAUAACAUUUAAUGAGUCACUGGUCAACUCAACUAAGGAGUUCAUUAAGAAUAUUCUUAGAUAAGUCUAUGGCAGAUAUGGCUUCAAGAUUAAGCCAAAACCAAACUACAAUCUGAUACUUAAAGCUGACGGGUACAGAGAAUAUUUUGAAGGAAAUUAUCAGCUUCUAUAGUAUGAGAGAGUUAGAACCUGCCUAAGAAAGAAUGAGAAGAUGAAAUUACUCCUAACUGAAAUUCCCAACAACUACAGGGAUCGUAAAUUUCCUCCUAUCUUCAAAACUAUACACGAGAUCCCUCCGGCUAACACAGUGAAUACCUCAUCUCAAUCCCAAUUCAACAAAAAUCCAAACUCCUUGUAAAGUACUCAGAUUCAAAAUUAGUACAACAGCAAUCUAAGCAAUACUAAUAACUUAACAAUAAGCAACAACGAUCCAGAAAUCAACUCGUCGCCAUAUUUCUGGUAUCCGCCUGUGCAAAAUAUAAAGAUGCACUAUGAGAAGCUCGUUAAUAAGAGACAGUAAAAUCAUCAGAACUCAAAUAUGUCCAUGAUGAUGUAAAGCCAACAGCAGGAUAAAAAUCUCAGGAGGGUAGUCUAUGUGGCGCCUGAAAAAAAUAGAGUGUCACUCACUGAGCACAGGCAUCAAACUGGAGGUACUACUACUCCAAAAUAAAAUGAGCAGAUUGUUUUGCUGAGUGGAGAAUGCAAUUGGCGCUUCAAGUUCAAAUUAGUUGGCAUUGAAAGACUUAAUGUAAUCUUCAAUGAAAUAAAGUAGAGAGUUGCUACAGAUAACUUGAACACAGAGCCAAGAAACGUUACUUUAAAGCCUCAAAAGUUGCAAUAUCGAAAGCACCAGGGCAAGAAACAAGAGGAAAUUCAGAUAAACCCGAAUGAAGGUUCUCAAAUGACUGUAAGCACCGCUAGCGUUGGUGCUAAUCCAUCUGGCUCUGUGCAUUAAAAUGAUCCUUCAACUCGAACUUAGAGCUUAAUGAGGUUCUUCAAAAAGAAUAAGCAGCCUGCCGUUGACAGAGAAGAAGAAAAGAAGUUGAAGACUACUAAUCAAAAGAAAUUAAAAGUUGAGGAGGAGAUCUAGUCUCAGAAGUAUGACUAUGUUCCCACUAUGAUCAAGAAAACCAUCAAGAUGUUUCAUUAAAAGGACAAAAACGACGAGUUCAAGUUCAAAAAGAAAAAGCAUGGACACGGUCAUGACUCUAAACAUGAAUUUACUGAAGAUGAGGAGCACUUUCUUACCCAGGAGCUACAAAAGAUACACACUCCUUAUUGCAACUUCGGAAAUAAAUAUGAUACUAUAAUCAACUAUCAAAACAUUCUCUCGAGCACAUUCUCAAAAUGCACACCUUUGAAGUUGGUAGUUGAAUGCACUCUGUUUCAUGGAUGCGAGACUCUAACCUAGAGUGUGCACUCUGAAGAAGCGUACUUCAAUAACACUGUGAGAUAUAACCAAUGGAUUAAUUUCGGUAAUCUAAGGUACUGCCAAAUUCCAAUGAAAACAAGACUGUCAUUUAACAUUAUAAUGCUGACUAAGGAGGGAUAAUAAUUAACAAUAGGAUGUGUGUCUCUGAACUUAUUCGAUGAGAAGGGUAGAUUUAGAAAUGGCUUAAGAGAACUCAAUGUUUGGCCUUUCUAUGAAUUGGAUGAAAGACUAGGCUGUAUGAAGGAAUAUAAUGGAAUAACUGUGAGUUAGGCUUAAUCAAAGGAUUUUCACAAACAAAUAGACUCUUUAUUCACUAAAUUACUGAUAGAGUUUGAGGGAUUCAACUAUCCAUUUUACUACAGCAGCAGAGAUGAGAAAAAGAUCGAUUUCUAUAAGUUGUCCACUAAUUACGAAGAUCGUGAGGAUAAAGCAAAUCUUAUCAAUGUAUAAGUAAAGAACCAAGAUCUCGCUAAACUGAAAAGAUACUUGAAUCAGAAUCCAUUGACUAAGUUUGAUGAUACAGUCAAGAGAGAGCUCUUCAAAUGCAGAGAGCAUUACCAAACACAUCCUCAGGGCUUGCCUAUUUUUCUUAGAAGUGUAUAAUGGAACAGGCCGAUUUAGGUUAAUGAAGUAUAUAAAAUGCUCUAGAACUGGGCUUUAAUGAAACCAGAAGAGGCCAUAUCUCUCUUAGAUGCUAAGUUUCCAGAUGAAAGAGUCAGAAAAUAUGCAGUGGCUAGAAUAUCUUAGCUAUCAGACGAUGAUCUGGCUUUGUACAUGCUGCAGUUUUCCUAAGCUUUGCUAUUUGAAGAACAGCAUUUCUCUCAUUUAGCCGAAAUGUUGAUAGAGAGAUCUCUUAAAAAUCCAUAUGUAGUUGGUCAUGCAUUUUACUGGUCUCUGAAAAGCAAUUUAUAUCUAAAACCAUCUUAUGAGAGAUAUUAUGUGCUUCUAGAGUAAUUUCUGAUGCUUUGUGGGAAGUUUAAAGAAGAAAUCUGGAUAUAAUAAAAGGUUAAUACUUCCCUAAAAACAGUUUCAGAGAACGUGGUAGCUAAUCGUUACAAGGAGAAAAUUCCCUUUGCUGAUGUAAAGGAGAAAGCAAGGUAUGAUCUUAGGAAUCAAAGAAGAAAACUUCCUUUCCUGUUCACUCUUACCAUAGAUCCAAAAAUAGUUAUUAGGGAUUUUAACUAUGAGAGGCUGACAGUAUUUUCAUCAAAGAAAGUGCCUCUUUUAAUAACUUGUCUCAAUCAGUAACCAGGAGGCGAUCCUCUGAAUGCUAUAUUUAAAAAUGGAGAUGAUUUGAGGCAGGAUAUACUGACUCUGCAAAUCAUCUACAUUAUGGAUAAAAUCUGGCUAGCCAAUAAUCUGGAUCUAGCAAUGACGCCUUACAAGGUUAUGGGAACUGACUGCGAGUAAGGCUAUUUGGAAUUUGUAGGAAAUUGCAAGACACUGGCCUAUAUCCAAUAUAAGCGAUCUAUAUUCAACACAUUUUCUGAUGAUACGAUCGAGAAGUACAUGACUCAUUACCUUGGAAAGAAAUAUCCUGAUGAUUGGAGUGAAAGACUAGAAAAUAAUCGCAAGAUAUUUAUCAAGUCCACAGCUGGCUAUUGCGUAGCUUCUUAUGUGCUGGGACUAGGAGAUAGGCAUCCAGAUAACAUUAUGAUUAACAGAGAAGAGGGCAAUUACUUGCACGUCGAUUUUGGGCACUUUCUGGGUAAUGUCAAGAAGAAAUUCGGAGUUAAAAGAGAAAGAGAUCCAUUUGUGUUUUCCAAGGAACUUGCCUACUUUAUUAAUGGAGGGCCAUUAAACAAGAAUACUAGCAAGAUAAAAAUUAGUAAGAAAUUAUCUGAGGAAGAGCACAGAGAUCUGUCUGAGUCAAUACUGUCGCUCGAUUAAAAUGAAAGAAGCAUAAUUUCUAAAGGCAGUGAGAUUGAUGAAUCAAUGAAGAGUUAAAGCUUCAAGGAUUUCGAGGACAUGUGCUGUUAAGCCUACAAUAUACUUAGAAAAGACGGCCACUAACUUAUUAAUAUGUUCUUAAUCAUGCUUUCAGCUGGCAUGCCUGAGCUAAAAAAGGAUGAUGAUAUCUAGUUCAUGGUGAAUAGGCUUGACUUAAGCAUUUCUGAGCAAGAAGCUAGUAACAAGUUCAAAAAAGAGAUUCAGAGAGCUAUGUAGACAUAUUCAAGAAGAUUUGAUAACUUUUUGCACAAUAUUAAGGCAAAGUUUUCAAAGUGA
Molecule: messenger RNA, 4737 nt
Organism: Stylonychia lemnae
Lineage: Eukaryota; Ciliophora; Spirotrichea; Sporadotrichida; Oxytrichidae
Source: the annotation of a GenBank genome assembly